Trichobilharzia szidati is the source of this 1110-nucleotide messenger RNA. NCBI's taxonomy places the organism in Eukaryota, Metazoa, Platyhelminthes, Trematoda, Strigeidida, Schistosomatidae. The record is from the annotation of a GenBank genome assembly.
AUGAAGUUAUUCAUCUUCAUUAUUGAAAUAGCGUCAUUAAUUUACGUUUCGCAUAGCAUCGGGUGCCAAUUGGACAGUCUUUUUAGCGGUACACUGGACGCUGGCCAGUCGAGUUGCAGUAAAAGUUAUCUGCCUGUUAAGAAGCUACACUGGACGAAGAAGAAAAGGAUAUUGAUAACAGGAGGUGCCGGUUUCGUUGGUUCGCAUUUAGUGGAUAGACUGAUGCAAGAUGGUCAUGAAGUUAUUGCUUUGGACAAUUUUGUCACUGGUAAACGACAGAAUAUUGAACAGUGGAUUGGACAUAGUAACUUUGAACUGUUACAUCAUGACGUGACAAAUCCCUUAUAUGUGGAAGUGAAUGAAAUAUAUCAUUUGGCUUCACCAGCAUCCCCGCAGCAUUACAUGCAAAAUCCUAUACGUACCAUCAAGGCAAAUACAUUAGGUACUCUAAAUAUGCUGGGAUUGGCUCGUCGUACUCAUUCGAAGUUUUUAUUUGCUUCGACUUCCGAAGUGUAUGGAGAUCCUGAAGUUCAUCCUCAACCUGAAUCAUACUGGGGUCAUGUGAAUCCUAUUGGACCAAGAGCUUCUUAUGAUGAAAGUAAACGACUUGGUGAGACUAUGACUUAUGCUUAUGCAAGAUAUUUAAAUCUACCAGUCAGAGUUGCUCGCAUUUUCAAUACUUAUGGCCCGAGAAUGCAAAUCAACGAUGGUCGAGUGGUUACCAACUUCAUUACACAGGCGCUGAAUAAUGAAUCCAUUACGGUUUAUGGUACUGGUCAACAGACACGUUCAUUUCAGUUUAUCAGUGAUUUAGUAGAGGGUCUUGUACGUUUAAUGGAAUCCAACUAUACCCUGCCGGUUAAUUUAGGGAAUCCAGUUGAAUUUACAGUGAAUGAACUAGCCAGUAUGGUGAAGAAUUUCACCGGCAGCUCAAGUGAAGUAAUUUACCAGCCAUCGCCUAUUGAUGAUCCACAACGUAGACAGCCAGAUAUCAGCACAGCUAUGAAACACUUAGAUUGGAAACCAGUUGUCAGCCUACAAGAAGGUUUACGUAAAACUUUGGUUUACUUUAAAGACAUUUUAUGGCCUUCUGAUUGUGAUGUUAACUAA